Messenger RNA from Carassius carassius (crucian carp), 2027 nucleotides. RefSeq names its product sialic acid-binding Ig-like lectin 14. The transcript has 10 exons. Bases 85 to 1857 code for a protein of 590 amino acids. Lineage: Eukaryota; Metazoa; Chordata; Actinopteri; Cypriniformes; Cyprinidae. The record is from RefSeq and is a predicted model, not a curated record.
CUUCAGUCAGUGUAGAAGCAUCAUCUUGAGCUCUGAGAGGAUUUCUGUCGUCUUCAACUCUCUUCUCUGGUGGAGUGCAUGUAAAUGAUGGAAACACUGGUGACGUUCCUCCUCACUGGAUCUCUGAUACAAGGUGUUUUUUGUGGCUACAGUAUCAGUCUGCCACAGAGAGUAGAAGCUCUACAAGGAUCCUGUGUUUUCAUACCCUGCUCAUUUGACAUCGAUCCACAGCUUAGCAUGUACCUCACUAACACUGUAAAGAGAAAAUGGUUUAAUGCUGUAAAACAAGUGUUUGACUCCAGCAGCCCCAACACUGGACUGUUAAAAGGAGAAAUAUUUGGCACUGCUACACAGAAAAACUGCACCACACGCUUCGAUAAUGUUGAUCAGAGUCAUAAUGGGUCAUAUUACUUCAGACUUGAAGCCAGCAUUUUAUUGCAAUAUAGCUACAAAGAACCUAAACACACACAAGUUCAAAUUGCCGUCUUAGGAUCUCCACCCAAACCCACACUGAGUCUCUUUAAGGAUCAGCAGGAGGUGAUGAAGAUGAUGGAGUGGAUUGAGGGAAGUUCAGUGAUUCUGCGCUGCUCUACUAAGAUCUUCUGUCCGUCUCGUCCACCAUCUCUCAGAUGGAGCUCAUCUCUCAAUGAGAACGUCACAGAACAGAAGUAUCAGAACCAAACUGAGCUCAUCUCUGAUCUGAACUUCACUGUUUCUCAGCGUCAUCACAGAGUCACUUUCACCUGCACUGCAACACAUCAGCUACAGCAGCCGAUCAAGACACAAGAGUCCUGGAUAAUACUAGUUCAGUAUGCUCCUAAAAACACAUCGGUGAGGAUAAAUCCAGCUGGUUUGGUUCUGGAGGGCUGUUCUGUGACUCUGAGCUGCAGCAGUGAAGCAAACCCAGCAGUGAACUACACCUGGUACAGAGACACUGAAGGACUCCUGAAUCCAGUUCAGACCGGACCAAACCUGACCAUCAACAACACCGACCCGUCACACAGAGGACGAUACUACUGUAGAGCUGAGAACAAACACGGCACUCAGAACACAUCAGAGCUGCUGGACGUCCAGUUUGCGCCCAAAAUCUCCAGCUUUUGUAGCCGAAAAAGCGUAAUGGCAUGUGUCUGCGAGGCUCAUGGGAAUCCCUGUCCUACACUAGAGUGGCGUCUAUCUGGACAUGUGUUCGCUAACUCUACAGAAACAUCCAUCAGUGAGGAGAUGUUAGGAAGCACAGGAGUGAAGAGUGUCCUGACCGUCCAUCAGUCCCUCACAGACACAGAUGUCCUGCAGUGUUUCAGCGAAAACAUUUACGGCAGCGCUAGUCAACAGUUUCAGACCAUCCCACCGCCACAAGAGACAGGUUUCCAUUAUCCAUCGGUGCUGCUCGGAGCUGCUGUCGGUGUUUUACUGAUGCUGAUCGUGUGCAUCGUGAUGCUCUACUGUGAACGAAAAAGUAAAGAAAAACCUUCAGAAACCAGACAAAAUGACACAUCUGGACUCACUCUGACUCAAACAGCCAUUGCUCUGGAUCAUGCUGCUCAGUUUAUUUAUGAUGAUAACGGCAUGCUGUCAUCCAUCACACAGAGUGCACCAGAAUCUCUUCAUUAUUCCUCCAUCGGCUUCACAAACACUGAAUCACAGUCAGAAGAGAUCAGGGGCAUCGCCUUGCUGACCAGUGAAUACGCUGCGGUCCAACAUCGUUCUGCAGAAGCCACAGAUGCAGAGAACAACAUCUCAACAUUGGAGACAGAGCCCAAAAAACACAACAUGAAAGCAGAGAUCACAGACACGCCACCACCGGCUUCAGAAGACGUGAUUUAUGAAAACACGAGCCAUCGCUACAGAAAGAAAUAACUUUUUUAGGUUUUAUAGAGCGAUUUACUAGAUAGUUCAUCCGAAAAAUUACAAUUACCACACAAUAGAACAUUCUCAGGAAUCAGAAACUUCACUACUUUGUGUAAUUUCGAGUCGGACCACGUACCAUUUCAGCACUUCAGUACGAUUUGGUGAACUGGUUCAACAAA